CAUGAAGAUUCUGUGGGCUAUGGCAUUGAAGGGUAGAUGCAUUGUAGGCAAGUCAAAUAUACACCAAUUUGUGUAAUUUUUUGUUUUCGACAAAAAACCAACAUCAUCUCUAGAAUAUAUUCCAACACCUCAAGACACAAAAUUUAGCCUUGCACUUUCUCUACCGGUUUCUAAUGGACACUUUUCUCCCAUUCCUCGUAACUAUAAUCUCUACCAUCCUUUCUAUGCUGACAUGUUUCAUCUACUAUCACCUAAAGAGAUCAACUGCUUCUAAGAAUUCAAUACGAUGCACCGUCCCACAGGCUGGCGGUGCUUGGCCAGUUAUUGGCCACCUCCACCUCUUUGCUAGCCAACAACUACUUCACAAAGCAUUAGGAGCGAUGGCUGAGAAGUAUGGACCGGUUUUCACUGUAAAGUUUGGCUUGGAGAGGGUUUUGGUUGUGAGUAGCUGGGAAAUGGCUGCAGAGUGUUUUACUGUCCAUGACAAGGCCUUCUCCGACAGACCAAAUACUGCUACCUUAAAGUUGCUUGGCUAUAACUACGCCAUGUUCGCCUUCACUCCUUAUGGACCUUAUUGGCGACAAGUGCGCAAGAUAGCUGUAGCUGAGCUUCUGUCAAACCACAGGCUUGAGACGCUGAAGCGCGUGCGAGCAUCCGAGGUGGAAACUAUGAUAAAGGAACUGCAUCAGCUUUGCAGGGUGAAAGGAGGAGUUUUGGUAGAUAUGAAGGAAAGGUUUAGUGAUUUGAUGCUGAAUAUAUCUUUGAGAAUGGUGGCGGGGAAUGGCGAUGUGAUGAGAGGAAAAGCUAGGAAGCAUCGGAAAUCUUUGAGGGAUUUCUUUUAUCUCUUUGGGGUGCCUAUGUUAUCAGAUUCUAUACCGUUUCUUGGAUGGUUAGAUUAUGUUAUUGGAUAUGGGAAAGCAAUGAAGAAAACCGCAAAAGAAUUAGACCGAUUGAUGGAAGAUUGGCUGGAGGAGCAUAAGCAGAAGAGACUGCUGCUGGGUGGGAAGAAUAAAGAAGAGCUAGAUUUCAUGGAUGUGAUGCUUAACAUCUUAGAUGAUGCUGGCAUUGGUGAUUUUGAUGCAGAUACCAUUAUCAAGGCUACUUGUUUGGCUCUUACAUUAGCAGGAACUGAGUCAACCAUGGUAAGCAUAACAUGGGCUCUGUCUCUGCUUCUCAACAACAUCCACAAGCUAGAGAAAGCACAAGAAGAGUUAGACAACGUUGUAGGCCGGGACAGACAAGUAGAUGAAUCAGAUGUCCCAAAAUUACUCUACCUCCAAGCUAUUGUGAAGGAAACUCUGCGCAUGUACCCGCCUUCUCCACUACUUAUUUUUCGAGCCGCUAGGGAAGACUGUGCUCUCUCAUCUGGCUACAAAGUCCCUGUCGGCACACGCCUAAUAGUGAAUGCUUCGAAGAUUCACCGCGAUGAGCGUGUGUGGCCAAAUCCCGAUGAGUUCCAGCCAGAGAGAUUCUUGACAAGUCACAAGGGCAUAGACGUGAAGGGCCAAAACUUUGAGCUCAUUCCUUUUGGCUCGGGAAGGAGAUCGUGUCCCGGGAUUUGGCUCGCGCUCAAUGUGGUGCACUUGACACUGGCUAGCUUGUUGCAUAAUUUUGAAGUUACCAAGCCAUCAAAUGAAGAUGUGGAUAUGACUGAGAGUCCUGGAUUAAACAAUUUGAAAGCAACCCCACUUGAAGUUUUCCUUACCCCACGUCUUCAUUAGAAGAUUUAUGACAAGUAAAUUAGUGCUGUUGAAUAAGAUUAUUCGUUUAAUGGAGCUAUAUAUGCUCUUUGUGUCUAAUAUCAGUGAAGCUAUGUGGAGCUAUAGUUUGCAUGAUAUUUUAGUCUAAGUUUUGCUCAUGUUAAGCUUUUAGUUGUUUAUCAAAGGCACGUGUGAGAAACAUUGUGCAAGUGACUAUUA
Messenger RNA from Morus notabilis, 1919 nucleotides. RefSeq names its product cytochrome P450 CYP82D47. The record is from RefSeq and is a predicted model, not a curated record. The transcript is spliced from 2 exons. Lineage: Eukaryota; Viridiplantae; Streptophyta; Magnoliopsida; Rosales; Moraceae. Bases 174 to 1721 code for a protein of 515 amino acids. Gene Ontology annotation, biological process: defense response to other organism. Gene Ontology annotation, molecular function: monooxygenase activity; oxidoreductase activity, acting on paired donors, with incorporation or reduction of molecular oxygen; heme binding.